This is a messenger RNA of Rosa rugosa (rugosa rose), 627 nucleotides long. RefSeq lists its product as uncharacterized. NCBI's taxonomy places the organism in Eukaryota, Viridiplantae, Streptophyta, Magnoliopsida, Rosales, Rosaceae. Bases 1 to 627 code for a protein of 208 amino acids. The transcript has a single exon. The record is from RefSeq and is a predicted model, not a curated record.
AUGGAUAAAUUAAUGAAGUUAUUUAUUUCUCAAAAAGACAGUCUCCUGUCCCUCCACCGGUUGGACAUAAGGACAUAUAGUAGUCUAGAGUCUAUUGAUGCUUUACAUGGCUUUACAUGUCAUGAAAUCACAAAUCGCAAUUGUGAUAAAUUGACAAGUCUGCUUGGAUCUUUUCCCUAUCUUGAGAGGCUGGAGAUAAGAAACUGCCCUAGUCUGGAGACAAUUCUAUGUUCAGACAACCUCACAGCCCUCAGCAGCUUGAAAAUUUAUAGUUGUGAUGGAUUAAUAAGCAAACUCAGCGAGUUAGCAUCUCUCACCAAAUUGAGAAGAUUGGAAGUUGGUGAGUUCUGCAAGGAGCUCGAUUCAUUCCCUGUCAUACCACAACUUGAGACACUAAUGCUAUCUGGGUGGCCUAAACUCAAGUCUCUGCAUGAACAGAUUCAACACUUCACUUCUCCGACAUCUUUGACUAUAAGCUCCUUCGACGAAGUGGAGGCUCUUCCAGAAUGGUUGGGAAGCCUCUCUUCUCUUACGGUCCUCGAUAUAGAGCUUUGCCACAAUCUAAAGUAUCUUCCUUCACGCCAAGCUAUGCAACGCCUCACAAAGUUAAGAUCCCUCUACAUCUAA